AUGCUUUUAAAAACGGAACCAUUAUGGAUUUCUUUGAAAGUAGCUGACAAAACAUAUUUAAAUGAAUUUUGUAAAAAAGGAUUUAUUGAAGCGACUUUAAAAGCUUUUGGAUAAUUUUUUAAUUAGAAGUGA
Molecule: messenger RNA, 132 nt
Organism: Paramecium sonneborni
Lineage: Eukaryota; Ciliophora; Oligohymenophorea; Peniculida; Parameciidae
Source: the annotation of a GenBank genome assembly